UAGGUGAUUAAUCUAUUUUUGUGAUAUUACUACAUGAUAAUUACAGAAAUACUAUAAUGAAAAUCACCUGUGGUGUUGAAGUAGGAAAUCGCAAUGCAUCUUCUGUGAAAAAUAAAAAACAUAGUGUUGCUACUUUAGCAUUAUGUCCUAAGACUAAGAAGAAAGAACUUCAAAGUGAUGAGGAUAUUUACCUCAUACUUUGCACUCACCAGAGUCCAAGGGGAACAAAAUACAAAAUUUUCAACAAUGUAGAUAAAUUGUUCACCAAGUUUAUCAAUGAAGGAAAAGCUACAAUAAGAUUUAAAGCACCUCCUCAUGAUGUUAUUAUUAGUAAGGCUGAUCCUCUUCAAUUGAAAGCUUUUCUUCAUGGUGUUGGCUUAACAAUCGUAGGACAGGCCAGCAAAAAAAUCCGCUUCUCUCAGCCUCCAACGAAGGUGGACAGACCGAAACAAAAAUUGGCCAUCAUGAAACGAAGUGAUUACCCUAUCAAAAAUGGAUUUCCAGAUAGUCUCACUUGGCUGCAAGUGCAAGGUUGCCAUUUGCGUAAAAUUGGUCUACAUGUUUUAAGACUAAAAAACCUUCAGGUUCUUGAUUUAGCCAACAAUUGUUUAAAAGAACUUCCUUUAGAACUUGGUGACAUCCGAUUGAAAGAACUUGUUUUGCAUCACAAUGAUCUGAAAUGUUUUCCUCCUGAACUAGCAACAACAAUUCGUUGUCUUUCACCCUACUUUUGUCUCAUGAAAAAGAUCAUCAUAUUGUCCCUAAAAGGCAAUGGUCUUCAAAAUCUCCCUCACAACAUCCAUUGCUUAGAAUCUUUGAGAAUGUUCAGUGCAUCUCAUAAUGAGCUGAAAGUACUCCCAUUUGGAAUUAGAAAACUACAACUGGACAGUUUAGAUUUAUUUCACAAUCCCUUAGAUACUGAUGUUGUUUUGAGGCCUAUGACUCCCUGGCAAUUGCCUUCUUUACUAGAAUGUGCUGCAUCAGCUGUUGUCACUCAAAAUGUUUCCUACACAGCUGAAGAUCUACCUAAGAGUCUUAUUGAUUACAUAACUGAGCAGUGUCCCUGUCCCUGUGGAAAGAAAGUAUUUCAAAAUGUAUCAUCCUGUAUACUCGUACUGGAUCUGUACAAAUUAGCUUCAACUGUAGUUUAUAUUAACAACACAAGUCGUUUUAAAGUUCCCCUUGAAGUCUAUUUUUGCUCAACAAAAUGUUGGAAGAAAUUCUACAGCUUCACUGCUAAUCAAAGGAACUAACGACGUCAUCUGCAUUUAAGAGCUGAAAAUUUUCUAUUUCAAGCUUUACAAUAUUCUCAUAAUUACUUUUGGAAUGGAGUUACUUUCAUCGGGAAGCUUCUCAUAUAUAGUCACAUUGUUAAAAAUAUUUAGUCAUUUUUAUUGAGUUCUUUUUUUCCUCUUUGUGAUUUAUUUCUAUUUAGGUUGAAUUAUUUCCGCAUUGGAAGUGUGCUAAAAGUAGUGCACUAAAACAAUAUAAACAAAGUUGAAUUAAUAACUUAAAAUUAAUUUGCGAAGAAGGGGACUUCUCUCUGAGAUAAAUACAUGUUUGAUUUAGUAAAUCAAAUUAAAACUUGGGAACCACAUAAAUUUUCUUUCAACAGCAAGCAAAAUAAUGAAUUGUGUUGAACUCGAAAUGUUGGAUAUCUGUAUUUAUUCGUACUAUACAAAAUAAGAAUUAGAUGAAAUGAAAUGUCUGCAGAAAAUACUCUGUUGCUCAUUAAAAGUAAUAUACACAUAGCUGUAUUAAUAAUAUAUACUUAGAAAUGUAAUGUAGCUUCUCCACAUACUAGGAUUGACUCUGUUACUCAUUAAAUUCGAAUUGACUCUGUUCCUCAUUGAAUUAGGAUUGAUUUUGUUACUCAUUAGGACUCUAUUA
This is a messenger RNA of Parasteatoda tepidariorum (common house spider), 1890 nucleotides long. The record is from RefSeq and is a predicted model, not a curated record. NCBI's taxonomy places the organism in Eukaryota, Metazoa, Arthropoda, Arachnida, Araneae, Theridiidae.